Molecule: messenger RNA, 5709 nt
Organism: Scomber japonicus (chub mackerel)
Lineage: Eukaryota; Metazoa; Chordata; Actinopteri; Scombriformes; Scombridae
Gene: madd
Product: MAP-kinase activating death domain
Exons: 34
Coding region: 619-5517 (1632 amino acids)
Biological process (GO): regulation of Rab protein signal transduction; regulation of apoptotic process
Cellular component (GO): cytosol
Molecular function (GO): guanyl-nucleotide exchange factor activity
Source: RefSeq, a predicted model, not a curated record
GUUGUAGCUGACCGAGUCGAGCACAGAGGCGGACACGCGCAUUAUCACAUCAUUUAUACUACUGCUGCUGCAAACCAAGUCAAAGUCAGCGUCGGAGUAUAGCUUUUAAGCGUGAUUUAUUUCUCUCCAGGUGGAAUAGUCUGUGUCUUAUAUUUACAAUUCAAUAAUAUAUAAUCUACACGAAAAGAAAAACAAGACACACCACUACUGCUGCUUCUUCUGCCACCUCUGUGACCGAGGAGGGCAUCCACCACCCCGAGGAGGACACCCACAACCACCUAAUAGCCUCUGUGACCGAGGAGGACACCCACCACCCAGUCGACACUGUGACGGAGGAGGGCACCCAGCACCCCGCACCCCGCACCCAGCACCACCCAGGGCCGAGCAGCAGCAGCAAGCAGCAGCUGCAGCUUUUCAGCCAACCAUUAGCAGCUAAGUGGCUAACACAAUAAAACAGGUCUGACUUACUCUUUUUUUUUUAACCAUCAUGAUGAUAACCACGGAGCUGUGUUUCACCUUUACACCCCAACGUUCCCACUUGUAAUGGAAAACCACCAGUGAUCAAAGAGGGAAAAUAUAUCCUGGAUGCCGUGACACACAGGACGUGGUCAAUCCAAGAUGGAGAAAAAGAAAAUGUGCCCUCGCCUUCUCGACUACCUGGUCGUGGUCGGAGCAAGGCAACCAAGUAGUGAUAGUGUGGCUCAGACCCCACAACUCCUCCGCCGCUACCCACUGGAAGACCACCAUGACUUCCCGCUCCCACCAGACGUGGUGUUCUUCUGCCAACCAGAGGGCUGCCUGAGUAUACGCCAGCGUAGGGUUAGCCUCCGCGACGACUCCUCAUUUGUUUUCACUCUGACCGACAAGGACUCAGGAACCACUCGCUACGGAAUCUGCGUCAACUUCUACCGCUCUUUCCAGCGAGGGCAUCACCGUUCCCGUGGCGACAAGAGCAGUCACACAGAGACAGCAGCACAAGGGGCAGAGACCACAAGCGAGGGGCACGACGGCAGCGGCGGAGCCCCGGCCUCCACGUUAGCGCCACCUAACAAUGCCGAGUCAGCUGCGCCUCCGCCCACUUCCGGAGAAGAGACCGGACAACCAGGCGAGCAAAAUGCCGGAAAAUCCCCACAGCACAGACGGAGCGCUGCUAAGAUGGCAAACAGGAACCGCAACAGCACGCUGACAUCGCUGUGCAUACUCAGCCACUACCCUUUCUUCUCCACCUUCAGGGAAUGCUUAUAUAUUCUCAAGAGGCUGGUGGACUGCUGCAGCCAGAGGCUAACGCAGCGUGCUGGGCUCCCCCGUGCCACCCAAAGGGACACCAUGUGGCGGGUGUUUACUGGGGCGCUCUCUGUGGAGGAGAAAGGCAGCCAGCUGCUGGCAGACCUGCGGGAGAUCGAAUCCUGGGUGUACCGGCUGCUGCGCUCACCUGUGCCAGUGGCAGGCCAAAGGCGUGUGGAUGUGGAAAUGCUGCCCCACGAACUCAAACGGCCCCUCACCUUUGCACUGCCUGACAACUCCCGCUUCUCCAUGGUCGACUUCCCGCUGCACCUGCCCCUGGAGCUACUGGGUGUGGACGCUUGUCUUCAGGUUCUCAGCUGUGUCCUGCUAGAGCACAAAGUUAUUCUGCAGUCCAGGGAUUACAAUGCUUUGUCUAUGAGUGUAAUGGCCUUUGUAGCCAUGAUCUACCCUCUGGAGUAUAUGUUCCCCGUCAUCCCCCUACUGCCAACAUGCAUGGCCUCUGCUGAGCAGCUCCUUCUUGCCCCCACUCCCUACAUUAUAGGUGUGCCAGCCAGCUUCUUCCUCUACAAAGCUGACUUCAAAAUGCCAGAUGAUCUGUGGCUCGUGGACCUUGACAGCAGCAAGGUUAUAGCACCCACCAAUGCAGAGAUUCUACCACCUCUUCCAGAGCCUGAAGCCGGCGAGCUUAAGAAACAUUUGAAGCAGUGUCUGGUUAGGUUGACCGUGAUCACCCAAAAGCAGAUCUUCUCCUCUGAAAAUAAGGCCUUGGCCAGCAUGAGUUUGAACACCCAACCCAUCCUGAACCUGGAGAAAUUCCAGGAAGGUCAGGAGAUCCCGCUGCUCCCACCUGGGCGAGAUAAAGCUUCACCAUCCUCCACCGAGUUCAAUCCCCUGAUUUAUGGCAACGAUGUUGAUUCCGUGGAUGUCGCCACCAGGGUCGCCAUGGUACGGUUCUUCAACUCCCCAAAUGUUCUCCAGGGGUUUCAGAUGCACACUCGCACCUUGCGUCUCUUCCCCCGCCCUGUGGUGGCUUUUCAGUCGUCGUCUUUUCUCGCAUCUCGGCCACGGCGCUCUUGCUUUGCAGAUAAACUGUCUCACACCCAGGCAGUGGAGUUCUAUGGAGAGUGGGCUCUCAAUCCCACCAACCUCGCCUUUCAGAGGAUACAUAACAAUGUGUUUGACCCCUCCUUAAUCGGCGACAAACCCAAGUGGUAUGCUCACCAGCUACAGCCGGUAGUCUACCGGGUGUACGAUGGAAGCUCCCAGCUGGUUGAAGCUAUGGCUGGUCCUUUAGAAGAUGAGGGCAAUGACUCUGACCCCACAGACAGUGGUAGUGACAGCGAGGCGUACGAUGAUUCCAGUUCUUCCUACUCUUCACUUGGAGACCUUGUGAGUGAGAUGAUCCAAGGAGACAUCCAGGGAGACACACCGAGUUUAGAACCACAUACCCAUGCUGCACUAGGAGAUGCAAGCGAGGUUGAGUUUCAAGAUUUCCAGGACCUCCGGGAAGGUCAAGGCUCAGACGGUCCACCCAGUGGCGAAGGACCUACUGAACCUUCUGAUGGACAACCUCUUCGCUCAAGCUCCAGCACCACUGCAAGCUCAAGUCCCAGCACAAUCAUCCAGGGAGUCAACCAUGAGCAAGGGGAGGCACCUGAACUUGAGGCAAUAGCAGGUGCUGCCAUACAGAACCCUGUCCCAGGACUGGGCAGCCAGCCAUUCCUCAGAGCCACAGCUGAUGCUGGCCUGGUAGACCCAGCCAACAAAAAACAAGAGUAUGAUAACCCAUACUUUGAGCCUCAGUAUGGCUUCCCCUCUGAGGAUGACCCUGAUGCAGAAGAGCAAGUGGAGUCAUACACCCCUCGAUUCAACCAGAACCUCAAUGGCAACAAGGCACAGCGUCCUUUGCGUCCCUGUAGUCUGAGGCUUCCUGGGGAGUCUGACGGGGAGGGAGAUUCCCGCAACAGCUCGCCAAACUCCACUAUUUCCAACAGCAGCAAUGAUGGAUUUGGAGGACUCAUGUCUUUUGCUAGCAAUCUUUACAAGAACCACGGCACCAGUUUCAGUCUGUCCAACCUCGCUCUUCCCAACAAAGCAGCGAGGGAGAAAUCAACACCUUUCCCAAGUCUAAAAGGCGCACGUGCACCCCGAGCUCUUGUGGAUCAGAAGUCCUCUGUAAUCAAGCACAGUCCAACAGUGAAGAGAGAGUCUCCCUCUCCUCAGGGUCGCGUCAACAACACAAGUGAGAACCAGCAGUUCUUGAAGGAAGUGGUGCAGAGUGUCCUGGAUGGACAGGGAGUCGGCUGGCUCAACAUGAAAAAAGUGCGCCGCCUGCUGGAGAACGAGCAGCUCCGUGUCUUUGUACUCAGUAAGCUGAACAGAGCCGUGCAGUCAGAGGAAGAUGCCAGACAGGAGAUCAUACGUGAUGUGGAGGUGAGCAGAAAGGUGUACAAAGGCAUGCUGGACAUCUUGAAGUGCACAGUGUCCAGUCUGGAGCACUCCUACACUAACGCAGGCCUUGGAGGAAUGGCUAGUGUUUUCAGCUUAUUGGAAAUAGCCCGCACACAUUAUCAAACCAAAGACCCUGAAAAACGCAAGCGAAGCCCCACAGACAGUGCUGGAAGCCCAGGAAGUAAAGAGAGUCCUUCUGGUCGUAUGGAGACUGCCAGACCUCAGGGCCUUCUGAAUAUUCCUCACCUGCAGCUGCCUCACCACGCAACUGGCAGAGGAACCCGCCAUUUUGAUACCCGGAGUCUGAACGAGGAGAACUUUAUUGCCUCGAUUGGGUCUGAAGGAGCAAAGCAGCAGCGCCCCCAGGUGACUGAUGCAGAGGAGAAGAAAUCUCAGAUUAGUGCUGAUAGUGGCCUCAGUGUCACAUCUGGAUCUCAGAAGAGCGACACAGAGUCCGUAACAAGCUCAGAGCCACCGAUCCUGACGAGAAGCACCAGCCAGGAUUCAGAGGCGAGCACAGUGAUAAGCAAUAGCUCUGGAGAGACUCUGGGAGCUGACAGUGACCUGAGCAGCACAGCAGGAGACGGCCUUGGGAGAACUUCUGCUCAUUUAAAUCAGUCCAGAGGGACGCUUUCUGACAGUGAGAUUGAAACCAACCCGGCCACCAGUGCAGUGUUUGGUAAAACCCACACACUGAAACCUGGUGCAAAAGAUCAUUUACCUCCUAUGGCAAAGGCACCGCCUCCUCAACCCAUGGAGGACAUCAGUAUGAGGAUCUACCUUUGUGAAGGCCUGCUGGGUAAGGAGCGAUCCACACUGUGGGACCAGGUGCAGUUCUGGGAGGACGCCUAUUUAGACGCGGUCAUGUUGGAGCGAGAGGGGAUGGGGAUGGACCAGGGACCUCAGGAAAUGAUCGAAAGAUAUCUGUCACUGGGUGAUCAUGACCGCAAGCGUCUGGAAGAUGACGAGGACAGACUUCUGGCUACCCUGCUGCACAAUAUGAUAGCGUACAUGCUAAUGAUGAAAGUGGGCAAAAAUGACAUCCGCAAGAAAGUGAGGCGUUUGAUGGGGAAGUCCCACAUCGGCCUCACAUACAGCCAAGAGGUCAAUGAGUUGCUGGACAAACUGGCCCAAAUGAACGGUCGUGAGCUAUCCAUCAGGCCCAGCGGGAGCCGUCACAUCAAGAAGCAAACAUUUGUUGUUCAUGCUGGCACUGACACCACCGGAGACAUCUUUUUCAUGGAGGUGUGCGAUGACUGCAUAGUCCUGCGCAGCAACAUCGGCACAGUAUACGAGCGCUGGUGGUACGAGAAGCUCAUCAACAUGACUUACUGCCCCAAGACCAAGGUGCUGUGUCUCUGGAGACGCAACGGCCAAGAGACACAACUCAACAAGUUUUACACCAAAAAGUGUCGUGAACUGUACUACUGUGUUAAAGACAGUAUGGAACGAGCUGCAGCGAGACAGCAAAGCAUCAAACCAGGUCCUGAGCUGGGCGGAGAGUUCCCGGUCCAGGACAUGAAAACUGGUGAAGGGGGACUGCUGCAAGUCACGCUGGAAGGAAUCAACCUGAAAUUCAUGCACAGCCAGGUUUUCAUAGAGCUGAGUCACAUUAAAAAGUGCAAUACAGUGAAGGGAGUCUUUGUCCUGGAGGAAUUUGUUCCUGAAACUAAAGAAGUGGUGAUCCACAAGUACAAGACCCCCAUGGCACAUCAGAUCUGUUACUCGGUCCUCUGCCUUUUCUCCUACGUGGCGGCAGUGAAGGGGAAGGAGGCGGAAGGAAAACCCAAGAUUCUGUCACCGAGACCCCUUCCUAGCUAGUCUACACCUCGCUCCUUGCUCCCUCUCUCCCCUUUCUCCCCCACCUUCCCCCCUCCCCCUUCACCUCUCUCUCCGUCCUCAGCGUGCCUCUCUACUUGAAAUGGCAUCUAAGCUCUUAAACCACAGACUUCUGACAAUCCCUAACUUUAUUCGAAGCACACAAAUCCCGCUCCCCUUGUUACCCCCCCCCCC